Molecule: messenger RNA, 3847 nt
Organism: Ictalurus furcatus (blue catfish)
Lineage: Eukaryota; Metazoa; Chordata; Actinopteri; Siluriformes; Ictaluridae
Product: Fc receptor-like protein 5
Exons: 14
Coding region: 275-2695 (806 amino acids)
Biological process (GO): cell surface receptor signaling pathway
Molecular function (GO): transmembrane signaling receptor activity
Source: RefSeq, a predicted model, not a curated record
AUUGUCUGGAGGGUACAAACAGGAAAAUCACUUCUAAUGUACAGUACUGCUAAGAGCUUCUAACGGCAAAUUGCUAAGAGUUCCUAUCAGCCCAGCGCACAUGGUGAAGUGGGUCGAGACUUAGUGAGGUGUGUCCCCAUUAUCCAGCUCUUGCCAGAGUUAGGAGUGCCCUUCAUCCUGUGCAUGCUUAAGUGUGUGUGUGUGUGUGUGUGUGUGUGUGUGUGUGACUGCCUGAAAGACUAAAGUUUGUCCUUUCUACAUAUAAUCCACAGACAUGUCUCAUACUCAUUGGUCUGAUUCUGAGGAAAUAAGCAUCCAUACAUCCUGCUGGACAAUGAGCAAAAGGACUUUCUUUCUGCUGGUUGUUUUGGGAUUUUGUGCCAUGUGGCAGGAGGCAGAUGCUGAGAUCAUCUUAGAUAAACCUGUACUCAGUGGUCCCUCGAAUAGUACUCUGGGUUCAGUUGAGGAGUUUUACUGCAAACUGGACAAGAUCCCAACAAACCAAACUGUUCUGUACCAGUUCUUUAACAAAGGAAAUGUAAAUAAGAUUUUGGGGGAAUACAGCGCUCUCACCCAAGAGAAAGCCAAAUUUCCUGCUGUUAUUAGUCUUGCUUUUGAUGGACAGUUAAUAUGCAAGGCCAGUGUGCAAAACAACUCCGAGAUCAUUCCCACCCUCAGUGACCAGAUGAAAUUCCAAGUAAUUGUGCCUGUAAAAGGUGCACAAAUCAUAUCAAGCCCCUCUUUGGAAGAUCUCUGGGAAAAAGACAGUCUGACUCUGUGGUGUAAUAUAACUGAAGGGAAUUUCGUAUUGUAUGACUGGUUCCUGGAUGAUAAUCCGCUCCUCAACGACAGCUCUAACAGCCAUCUACUUAUUCCAAGCCUUUCCAGCAAGAACAAAGGAAAAUAUGUCUGUGUUGCUAAAAACUACUAUAAUGAGACGUUAAAUUACACCAAUAAGAGUGAGGGAGUGGAUGUUCAUGUUAAAGAGUACCUGUCACAGCCUGAAAUCUCAUUUAAGAUUGGCAAGAAUGCUGAGGGAAACUUUAGCGCCUACGUGAAAUGCCAGGUGACAAAAGGAUCCCCACCCAUAAACUACACUUUUUUCAGAAACAAUCACCAGGUUGCUGUAGUCAACGGUGAACACCUGAAUGCCUCAUUUGUAGUGCCCAUAGUACUGGACCAAGACAUGGGCACUGUGUAUUGCCAAGCAAAUAAUGGGAAAAGACUAGUGCAGAGCAGAAAACUGAACCUCACAGUGGAGUACCUGUCACAGCCUGAAAUCUCAUUUAAGAUUGGCAAGAAUGCUGAGGGAAACUUUAGCGCCUACGUGAAAUGCCAGGUGACAAAAGGAUCCCCACUCAUAAACUACACUUUUUUCAGAAAUAAUCACCAGGUUGCUGUAGUCAACAGUGAACACCUGAAUGCCUCAUUUGUAGUGCCCAUAGUACUGGACCAAGACAUGGGCACUGUGUAUUGCCAAGCAAAUAAUGGGAAAAGACUAGUGCAGAGCAGAAAACUGAACCUCACAGUGGAGUACCUGUCACAGCCUGAAAUCUCAUUUAAGAUUGGCAAGAAUGCUGAGGGAAACUUUAGUGCCUACGUGAAAUGCCAGGUGACAAAAGGAUCCCCACCCAUAAGCUACACUCUUUUCAGAAACAAUCACCAGGUUGCUGUAGUCAACAGUGAACACCUGAAUGCCUCAUUUGUAGUGCCCAUAGUACUGGACCGAGACAUGGGCACUGUGUAUUGCAAAGCAGAUAAUGUGAAAAGACCAGUGCAGAGCAGAAAACUGAACCUCACAGUGGAGUACCUGUCACAGCCUGAAAUCUCAUUUAAGAUUGGCAAGAAUGCUGAGGGAAACUUUAGUGCCUACGUGAAAUGCCAGGUGACAAAAGGAUCCCCACCCAUAAGCUACACUCUUUUCAGAAACAAUCACCAGGUUGCUGUAGUCAACAGUGAACACCUGAAUGCCUCAUUUGUAGUGCCCAUAGUACUGGACCGAGACAUGGGCACUGUGUAUUGCAAAGCAGAUAAUGUGAAAAGACCAGUGCAGAGCAGAAAACUGAACCUCACAGUGGAGUCAGUAGGGGGCAAUGUGACAAUGAGCCUGGAAAAAGCUGUAGGGAAGGACUUCGACGUGUACGGUGUUUGGCUAUAUUGCCAUGUGGACAAAGGAACGUUUCCGAAAUACUACUGGUUCCUCAAUUACACAAGGCUGGAGAGCCAAGGGAAAUUUUACAGAACAUUCUCUCCAAACCACUCAGGCCUCAUGGUCAGGUUGGACCCAAGCAUUGCUACUGCUGGGGUUUACCACUGCGAGGUCGUGAACUCAUUCGACAACACUAGUAGAGUGAGCAGUCCAAGGAUUCUGAUUACUCAUGAAGUGUUUAACAAAAUAUCAACUGAGGUGGCAGCCAUCAUUUUCACCUGUUUCUCACUGCUGAUUUGUGCCGUGUUAGCGUGUUGUGUUUAUGGAGUGGUGUUACGAAAAAGGCAAGCCAGGAAAUAUAUAUUAAAAGACUUCACAGACAAGCAUAGUAUAGUGGAUGAUGAUGGUGUUUUUAAUAAGAUUGAGGAGACUGAGGAGGACGAAUAUGAAGAAGAAGAACAUGAUGACCUGGAUACAGAGGCAUAUAUUGAAGAUACAGAUGUUGUACAAGCCUCCAUGAUGGAAGACUUUUAUGAGGAACUGUGACUCACACAAUGACUCCACUGUUUCCUUAGGAGUGAAGAGGAGAAAGAGCCUGACUUAGAUAAUUACAGUUUCUGAAUAUUUGUUUGCUUGCUUGUUUGUAAUUUUAUGCCAUGCCAGCUACCAUGGCUAUUUUCCUGGUGGGAAACAGUUUUAAAUGGAGAAAAAAAAUGAACAAUUUACAAAUGUUUUUUUUGUUUGUUUGUUUUUUUAAAAGUUUUUUUUAAAGUAAAUCUAAAACUAAAUAUUGCCUCAAUUCAUUCAAAAAAUGUUCAUAUGAAUCAACCAAAUAAAAAAAGAGUACUAGGAGGAGUUGAAACCAUUACAGUCCAUUAAAAUAUGCAUCAAAGAUAUUGGACUUUGGCAUAAGGGGCAUAAAGGAGGAUCUUCACCCGUUAACGGAAACUUGUUAGUGAGUCUGGAGUGGCCUAUUUGGCAGCGGUGUAGAUGAUAUUGUCCCAGAGAUUAUUAAUUUUUUUUGAAGACAUAAGUGUUUAUAAUGGGUUUGAGGUCUGACAGUGGAAUAAGGCAUUUUCUGAGCACUGAUGAUGAGGCCUCCUUAACAGCAGCAUCUGCUUGCUCAUUCCCUGGAAUUCCACAAUUCCCUGGUACCCAACAAAAAAUAAUGGCAAAAUUCUGUACUUCCAAAACCUCCAUUUAAAAUUUCUACAAGAGCUGGCUGUUCAUUUUUAAUGAAUUUGUAUUUUCUGAAUAUACAGUACAUUUAAAGUUACUGAAUAAUUUAAUUAUUGCAUAAUGUUUUAAUACAGUAGUGUUAAUGUUACAGAAAUAAACAUAACAUUGAAAAUCUGGGAUUUUUUUUAAAAACUGGAAAUAAAACUGAAAGUUUUAGAAUAUUGGGAUGGAUUUGAUCUAAUAUGGAUCAUCAGGUUUUACACAAACUUGUGGAGUCUGUGUCAGAUCGAGUGGUACAGUCUGAGGAAGGUCAUAGUCUUGGUGAUGUUACUUAACAAUUCUGCUUUUCUACUUUUCUCUCCUGUGAGUUUACUCAAAAAUGGCUGAUACACAAUAUAAAAACACAAGCUCAUGGAGACACUGUAUAUAAUUUCUGUGUAAGAAACCCUUACAGUUGGGUUGAAGUUUUCUUUGUUGUUAUUAUCACAGUGGCAUUUAAUAAAAUCUUUAUGUUCUUUG